Messenger RNA from Balearica regulorum gibbericeps (East African grey crowned-crane), 1029 nucleotides. RefSeq names its product cellular communication network factor 6 (gene CCN6). Gene Ontology annotation, cellular component: extracellular matrix; extracellular region. Gene Ontology annotation, molecular function: integrin binding; heparin binding. Gene Ontology annotation, biological process: positive regulation of cell differentiation; signal transduction; cell adhesion. The record is from RefSeq and is a predicted model, not a curated record. NCBI's taxonomy places the organism in Eukaryota, Metazoa, Chordata, Aves, Gruiformes, Gruidae.
AUGCAUUCGGCUCUCAAAAUAUCCCACCGUAAGUUUUUCCACAGCUCACCAGCGAAGGCCAGAGAAAAACCUCCAGGAACCAGUGAAGUCCACCAGCGUGAGGAGGUUUGUCACUGGCCAUGCAGAUGCCCACCUGUGCCAACCUGCACCCCCGGGGUAAGCUUGGUGAAGGACGGUUGCGGCUGCUGUAAGGUCUGCGCCAAGCAGUCAGGAGAGGCCUGCAAUGAAGCAGACAUCUGCGAUCCCCACAAAGGCCUCUACUGUGACUACUCGGAAGACGAGCCUAGGUAUGAAACAGGCGUGUGUGCAUAUCUGGUAGCUGUAGGAUGUGAGCUCAAUGGAGUUUAUUAUCUUAAUGGGCAGACCUUCCAACCUAACCCACUUUAUAAGUGCCUGUGCAUCGGUGGUGCAAUUGGAUGUACACCUGUAUUUGCACCAAGAUUAGCAGCGAGUCCCUGCACCAGGGUCACGGGCAGAAAGAAGCCCAGACAAUCCAUCUGUGGCCCAGGACAGCACAAGCAGCUUCAAUCGACAAGCUACAGACUGAUGUCAGCUUACAGAAGCUUACCGCUAGUUUUGAAGAAAAAUUGCCUAGUACAGGCAACUCCCUGGACCCACUGUUCCAGGACCUGUGGCAUAGGCAUAUCCAGCAGAGUCACCAAUGAAAACAGAAAAUGUGAAAUGAAAAAAGAAAAGAGAUUAUGCUUCAUCCAGCCUUGCCUGACCAAUAUACUGAAGACAAUAAAGAUUCCGAAAGGAAAAACAUGUCAACCGACAUUCCAGCUUCCUACAGCAGAGAAACUAGUUUUUUCUGGGUGCUCAACUACUCAGAGCUACAAACUAACUUUCUGCGGGGUGUGCUUGGACAAGAGGUGCUGCAUACCUAAUAAAUCCAAAAUGAUCACUGUACAGUUUGAGUGUCCCAAUGAAGGCUUCUUUACAUGGAAGAUGAUGUGGAUAACAUCGUGCGUAUGUCAGAGGAUUUGCAGUGCUCCAGGAGAUAUAUUUUCUGAACUCAAAGUUGUAUGA